Messenger RNA from Apus apus (common swift), 2252 nucleotides. RefSeq names its product testis specific 10 (gene TSGA10). The record is from RefSeq and is a predicted model, not a curated record. The transcript is spliced from 17 exons. Lineage: Eukaryota; Metazoa; Chordata; Aves; Apodiformes; Apodidae.
GGAAAGCUCCAUGGUGAAGAAGGACUUAGGGGUGCUGGUUGACAGCUGACUUAACAUGAGCCAGCAGUGUGCCCAGGUGGCCAAGAAGGCCAACGGCAUCCUGGCCUGCAUCAGGAAUAGUGUGGCCUGCAGGAUUAGAGAGGGGAUUGUGCCCCUUUACUUGGCACCGGUGAGGCCGAAACAGAGAAUCGAAUUCAACACCAGCAGAACAAGAUAAAGAAGCUGGUACACAUGGUGAAAACACUAAAAUCUGUGAGGUUAUUUUGUAAAGAGGAGCUGAAAUAAAGCAAGGGAACUCCCCUUCAGGGUUUGAAACAUUUAUUAAGACAUUGGGAGAGGACAGAGACUACUAAAAAAGUGAGACUGAGAAUUUGCUGAAGGUGUUUAAAAAAUAAUUUUCGAGUCCUGAGUGAACCUCUACUUGUGGCAGCAUGUCAAAAAAAUUUUCUUCCCUCCAGGGAGUGAGUUCUGAUCCAGAAGUUUUAAAAAUCUUGAGAGAACGUGAAGAGCUUAAGUCAACGCUGAAAAAAUUAGAGCGCCAUGUGGCAGAAAAUCAGGGUAACAUCAAAGUUUUAACAGCUGAGCGAGAUAGAAUUCUCUGUCUUUACGAAUGGGCACAGGAAGAGAUUUCCCAACUUCGUCAGGAAGUUAUAAAAUACCCCAGAAGUCGUAGAAGAACUGUGACAGCUCAAGCUAUGUUAAGACAUGUGGAGAUAGAAAGGGAUACAGCACUGUUAGAUUUCCGAAGGAUGACUACAGAACGUGAUAGCCUCAGGGAACAGUUAAAGCUUUCUCAAGAGACUGCGUUUAAAGAAAAGGCUCAUUUGGAACAGCAAAUUGAAGAGCUCGAAACUACUAUUCAAAAUUUAGAUAGUGAAAGGUUAGAACAGAUGUCCAAAGUGGCGCUAAUGAAAGACGCUAUUGAUUCCCUGGAAACUGAGACAAAAAGAUUGGCAAGAAGAGCACUGGACUCUGAAACUGAGCUGAGCCGGCAAAAAGCUGAAUAUGUUUCACUUAGUUUAUUGCAUGAAAAGACAGAACAGAGUCUUUCAGAGACUCAGCGAAGCCUUACUAAGAAAGCAUAUGAAAUCCAAGAGAAAAUUAUGCUUUUAAAUGAAAAAAAUGAAAACUUUUCAAGACAAAGUCUUGUACAACAAGAGGAGAUUUGUGCUUUGAAAGAAACAAUUGCACGACUCAAUAAAGAGAAGGCAACUUUGCAAGGUUGUGUGGAAGAAGGAAGAGCGAAGAUCGCUACUUUUCAGGAAUGCCUGGCAACUAAAGAGAAAAUAGUUUCAGAUUUCAAGAUUCUGAAUUCUGAGUUGGAGCGUUCAAAAAAAAAAUCUGCUGAAGCACUCAGUAUCUAUGAGAAAGAUAACACCAGUCUGCGACAAGAGCUACAAGAAACCAAGCAAGUACUUGCACAGACUAACAAGAAAAGAGAAUCAUUAGCUCAGGAGAAUGACAGGUUACAAGAGCAUCUUUCUAAUAUUAAGCAAGAAAACCAGGUACUAUGUAAAAAACUAGCCCAGUUCCAAAAGGAGCUUGAUACAAAGUUGAAAGCCCAGGAUUCAAGCACAGAUAUUGUCAGGCUGAAGGGUGCACUGAAGUCUAAAGAGAGAGAGAACAGUGAGCUUCUGGAGAAUUACCACAAGGCCCGUAAACAAGGAGAAAGCUGGGAAUCAAAAUGCCAUCAAGCAGAAACAGAUUGUAGCUCUGUUAGACUCGCACUGACCAGGUCAGAGUCUGAGAACCUCAGGUUGAAAGAGAAAAUGGAGUUCCUUGAAACAGAGAUAGAACAACUGCAGAGCAAGUGCAAGUCAUCCCAUUCUGAAAUAGAGCUGCUGAGAAAACAACUGGGAAAUGAAAGAGCAUCUAUGAAAAACCUGGAAUCUUUGCUUGCAGCCAAUCGUGAGAAAGAAUUUCAGUCACAGAUAGCAAAGCAAGAAAAAGACUCUGAAAUUCAGUUUCUUAUGGAACAGCUUUCUUUAACAGAAAAUAAACUUGCUAUGCAACGACAAGAUUUAUCUCAGCUCAGAAACAGAGCAGCUGAGCUAGAGCUGGAACUGGAUUUCACCAAAAGACAGCUGGGGACUGAGCGCUUUGAAAGGGAACAUGCUGUGCAGAAACUUUGGCACCAGAAUUGUACCAUUUCAUAUCAGUUAAGCUCUACGUUAAGAACAUCGUCACCUGAACAUUCCCCUCAUUGAUCUCCUAAUCGGUCUCCGGGCUUGUCCCUGGAAGGAGGCUCCUAA